AUGAGGAGUGAGAGCCUUCCAGAAUUUUUAUGUGCUUGUCUCUUUUUCAAUACACUGAUAGCUAAAGGCCUGAUGAGCCCAAAGAAACUGCAUUUACUUUGUUUGACCCAUUUGUUUCACAUUGGAGAUGGAAUGGAUUAUAUAAUCAAGUCAAUAUCCUCUGAGUGUUGUCAUCUUGAAGAAAUCCAAUGUUGGAAUCAACCUGCACUGAACUACUUUCCGCUGUUUUUAGUUGAUGUGUUAGAUGUCCUGAAACAGCUGAUGACACAGUUGCUCCUCUGGGGAUGUGAUGUGAAUCUAUACCUGACGAGGCUGAUAGAGCAACUGGAAACACUGCUGCGGUUCGUCAUACUUGAAUUCAGUGAAUGAAGUCUUGCAGACACUGACAUCCAAAUCUUGGGAUCAUUCUUUGAGAAAAUACUUCUGGAAAACUUCCAGCAGUUGGAUUUGGCAGGGAAUUGUGUGAGCAGUAAUGGAUGGUUUGCCUUUAUGGGAAUAUUAGUGAACCUCAAGAAAUAGGUUUUUGGUUGUUUUUUUUUUAACUUCAGUAGCAAAGAAGAAUUACUUCCUGACCCGCAGUUGGUCAGAAAAUUUGGUCAUGUAUUACACAAGCUAAAUUAUUUGCAAGAAAUCAGGUUAAUUAGAUGGCAAUUUGAUGAUAAUGAUCUCAAUGUUAUUCAAUCUAAUAAAUUUAAACUAGUCACUGUUUAAAAAGUCUCAACAUACAACUGUUUAAAAGCUUGGCUCUAAGUUCUGAAAUACUGGAUCACUGUUAAGUGUGUAACAUAGUCUCUACAAUUAACUCUUAAGUUUGUAUAAAAUGAAAAAAAUCAUUCUCUCCACCUUCCACUUUGAGCCCUGGAAUGCUGCUCACUACCCAUUUAGUCAUUCCAUGUUUACUGGUUGAAUCUGAAUUAAAUAUGAAGUCAGUCAAUAGGGACCAGGUAGGAGUCACUGAAAUGGAAGCACUGCAGCUAUUAUUUGUAUCUAUUCUCUCUUUUAUCAGAAAGCAAGCUCCAUGAAGGCAGGUUUGUUUUCUUUUUUGUCUUUGUAAUUCCAGCAACUGGCAGUGUCUUGUAUGUAUUAAGUACUUAAUAAUGUUAGUUGAAUCAAACUGAAUUGAUAGCUGAUUUAUCUUUGUAUUAGCUUCAAUACCUACCAUAGUGCCCUGUACAUGUUGGAUUCUUUAAAGUAUCGGUUGCAUAAAUGACUUAAUGAAAUGUACAAAAAUGAGUGCAAUAACAGCUUAAAAACAGAGUAACUGUACCUAAACAUUCUUAGAUUCUAAUAGCUUAAUUCAAAUAAUGGAGAAUAUUAAAAAACACCUUCUCUUAUUAGAGAUAGAUCAGUAUCCUUUACCCUAGUAGAAAAUCAGCAGCUGCUCAUAGCACACAGCCACAAUACUGUUAAUCACAGGCAUGAAUUCUAGGUUUUUUAAAUCAGCCACAAUACUGUUAAUCACAGGCAUGAAUUCUAGGUUUUCUAUCAAGGAGCUGCUAUGCCUUUUUAAUCACCAAUCAUAGGCUUCAGUCAUUGGAAAAGGAGAAAAAAGAGAUCCAUGUCUGCAUUCCACAGGAGUCAAAAACACACCACCCAAAUCAUUUUAACAUCCCCACCUUACAAAAAAUGAACCUAAAAGGAAAAUACGAUGCUAGUUCAAAAAUCUAGCCUUACCUCCAUGUUGUCUGGGAAAAAAACAAAAACAAACAACUAUUCACUUAGCACCAAACCGUCCACCUCCCAUUCUCAUGGUAGCUCAAGUUAAUGGCUUUGGUGUCAGUAUAGGUUAAAAGCUGGCCAUUAUAUUGAGGUAGUCACUGCAAUAAAAAAGUCUGGGCUAUUCAGCAAGGGGGCAUUGAUAUACACAUGUGGGUGCUGCUCAGUUCAAUGUCUGCUGAACACAUCUUUGGAAAAAUUUUCAUCAAAGUCAAACUAGAUGACAAGCACUUAUCCUUUCAAAUUUCAUGUCUUGAUACCUACAACUGGCACUAUGGCAACAUCAAGGUUGUUACUUAUAGGCCAUUUGCUAGCAAAACUUUUUUUUUCCUGUGGGAUAGUCUAGAAAAUAUGCUUUUUGAAACAAAAUGCGUAACAGACUAGCAUCACCCAAAGCAGAUGGCAGCAUGAAUGAAACGCCAGCAGGCAGAGCCAGUUCUAUUUUCACAUCCCAUAAGCAACUUUGAAUAACCAUUCUCAACUAAUGUAAACAGUAAUUAAAGCACCUUUGGUGGGGCACUUGUAUAGGUGGCCACCUUUGAACGGUUGUGGAAGAAAAAGGCUCCAUACAGACUCAAGAUCAGCACCCAAACACCAUUACUCUCAUAGAAGUAGAGGUUGUAUGUAGGGGAUGAAAGAAGAAACCACAUGGAAAACAUACCUUUUACCACCUCUCAAGAUAUGGAAGUUCUUCCGGUCUCUAUGAAGACACUCACAGGCACGUGUGGUCAGUCACUGGUGGUAAACCCUUCCUGUAGUGGUAGCCUUUUAGUAGGCACUGCCAUAGGUGUGGUACAGCAUAAAACCAGAGAGAAGGAAAGCGGCCUUACCUUAUUUUAGUAAGUCAUACUCUCUUCAGGGUAUGACAAUUUUGAUCAGAUUUUUCCUACAUCCCCAACUAUCCACAUGACACUAUAAAUGUGGAAGAUAGAUGACUUCUCAUCAAGUAAUUAUCAGAAUGUGCUACAUAUUUCCACCGGACGAUACAACUCUACUCCAUGGAGUUGUCUUCCUCUAUAUAUUGGUAGACUAGACCUCAUCCUGAUGCAAAUAAGGGUCUUUCAAAAUGCUUCAAAACAGCUUCUUCAUUCCUCCAAGCCUCCAACUUAUAAUCCCUCAGUGACAGAGAAAGAUUUGAUACUUUGUUGAAGGAGGGAUGGUCUUCAUGAACAUUUUGAAUUCAAUGAAAAUCUUCUCUAGAUGGAUGUUAAAGAGUUCAGGUCAUGAAUCCUUAAAAGCAGCACCAAGUGGAACUUCCAAAUUAUAAUUGCUGGAAAAUCCUUGGCAAAUGGGGAAGUUUAACUUCAUUUACUCAUUAAAUCGCUUUUUAAAAAACUGUGGUCAUAGAGGUCAUAUAAAGUUGACUACGUUUAAGAGAACAUGUGGGUAUUACUAUGCUUUAUACAAAGCAGCACUAGCUAUACUGGAAAGUCCACAUAAUAAACACAUGGAAAACAUUAAAAAUAAAUAAAAUGUCCUAUGCCAUUUUCAAAAAUAUUGCCACCAUUACUAUUUCACCAUUCCUGAUAAAGCAGGACAAUAAAGUACAAUUCUGCUCUCAGGAGAUGUAAUAUUGUAUAACAAUCUAAAGUCCAUUUUGUUUUUGUGACAUCAUACAGUGUAAGAACAAAAUAUUUAUGCUAAUUUGCAAGCAUGAUAUGGCCAAUACAACUAUGUUCAUGAAGUACAGAACAAUGAACCAGUAGAAGGGUCAUAAAUUAUACAAGCUGUAUAAUUAUGGCUGUUUCUACCAUUAUUUCCUUACUGGAGUAAUCAUAGAAUAAAAAUCUGUUCAUUGCACAUUGAUGAAUAAUUUGUUAAAAAGUUAACCAAAAGUGUAAUGAAGAGAAGUAUGGUUCAUUUAAAAUUGCAGAAAAAUUAGUGAAAAUCCUUAUUGAUAGCUAAAUUUAAACAACAACAAUAAAAACCAUGAU
Molecule: messenger RNA, 3650 nt
Organism: Vombatus ursinus (common wombat)
Lineage: Eukaryota; Metazoa; Chordata; Mammalia; Diprotodontia; Vombatidae
Gene: NLRC4
Product: NLR family CARD domain containing 4
Exons: 4
Biological process (GO): defense response to bacterium; detection of bacterium
Source: RefSeq, a predicted model, not a curated record